Hippoglossus stenolepis (Pacific halibut) is the source of this 5507-nucleotide messenger RNA. It is a transcript of the gene mllt10, whose product is annotated as MLLT10 histone lysine methyltransferase DOT1L cofactor. Gene Ontology annotation, cellular component: nucleus. NCBI's taxonomy places the organism in Eukaryota, Metazoa, Chordata, Actinopteri, Pleuronectiformes, Pleuronectidae. Gene Ontology annotation, biological process: regulation of transcription by RNA polymerase II. The record is from RefSeq and is a predicted model, not a curated record. Gene Ontology annotation, molecular function: histone binding; nucleosome binding.
UUCCUGUCAGGGGGCACGCACGCACCACGGGCCCUUGCGUGGCUACGCACUUCCGGUCCUCUCCGAGGUUCCCCCCUCUCUGCUCCUCACCGUCGCGCCGCGAACUGGAUGUUUUGGUAAAAAAAUACGGUGUCGAAAAGGGACGUGAACACGUUUUACACAUGACGCCCGGAGCGAGCGGGGCCUAAAGCGGCGCGGCGGCGGGAAGAGGCGCGCGUGCGGCGACGGUUUCCGCUCAACUCGACAUCUCGUAUUCCUCCGCAUGUCCGCUUUCUUCGUAGAUGGUCUCCGGCGAGCGUUGUCUGGCGGAGGACGACGAGUUCUCGACGAGUAACAUGAAGGAGAUGAUUGGGGGUUGCUGCGUGUGCUCCGACGAGAGGGGCUGGGCGGAAAACCCGCUGGUGUACUGCGACGGACACGGCUGCAACGUAGCCGUGCACCAAGCUUGCUAUGGCAUUGUACAGGUACCCACUGGUCCUUGGUUCUGUAGAAAGUGUGAAUCUCAAGAGAGAGCUGCCCGUGUGAGAUGUGAGCUGUGUCCCCACAAAGAUGGAGCACUAAAGAGGACAGACAACGGAGGCUGGGCCCAUGUAGUUUGUGCCCUUUACAUACCUGAGGUUGAGUUUGCGAAUGUGUCAACUAUGGAGCCUAUAGUUCUCCAGUCUGUGCCACAUGAGCGCUACAACAAGACAUGUUAUAUCUGCGAGGACCAGGGCAGAGAGAGUAAAGCAGCCACUGGAGCCUGUAUGACCUGCAACAAACAUGGCUGCAGACAGGCCUUCCAUGUCACAUGUGCCCAGUUUGCAGGGCUGUUAUGUGAGGAACAAGGAUCUGAUGCAGACAAUGUCAAGUACUGUGGAUACUGCAAAUACCACCACAGCAAAUUGAAACACAAGGAGCGAGAUAGGCACAAACCAAAACACAAGAAGGCCCCCAUGGACAUGUCUCCAUCCCUCGUCCUUCCAAAUAUCAUGGUCCCAGACAAGACCUUCAACAGCAGCAGCUCAGGGGUAGGCGUCCCCUCCCUGCCGUCAUCCGCGCAGAAGCGGCUCGAUGACGGCACUGCUCGUUUCACCAACGCCAACUUUCAGGAAGUGUCUGCCGUGCUCUCCAGCGGCGGCUCCAAAGACGGCCUGGCUGCAGACACUGGGAAAACGGCGGCUGAGGUGAAGAAUAAGAAGAACAGCGGCGGGAGUCACACAGUGGGACAGAGGGGCGGCCGCAAGUCUCUCACCUCCUCAGGGAAACCCCUUCCCUCCGCCGUGGUCACCAUGGCAACUUCCUCCACAUCUGCCUCUGCCUCCACUGGGCCUUUCCACCAAGGCCUCCUGUUGACCAGUGCCAGCAAGACCCCUUCUGCCCCUUCCUCCUCAGACUUCCUGAGUUUCUCUGACUCAUCCUUGCGUUCCGGGGGUGGAACUACCUUCUCCUCGCCACCAUCGUUCAGCAGCUGCCUUGUGAAGCCGAGCUCGGAAAGCGGAACUUCAGAGGGAACUACGACACUUUUUGGUUCUCUUGUGUCAGCUACUACAGCUUCUGCAGUGGGUGGGAAGCUGUAUGAGAAUUCCCACAGUCACACUGCAAGCGAGACGACAAGCCUCAGUGGGUCCACUGGAUAUAAACGGCCCCAGCCCUCUGGUCCGGGGCCGGGCAUCGGCGGAGCAGUGGCGGGAGGAGGGGAAGAUGGGGUGAAGAAGAAAAAGAAGGGCAACUGGCGAAACAGAUUUGGACCUUGCUUCACUACGGAUGUGACGCCCUCAGAGCCAGCUCCCUCCCUGACUCUCCCUACCUCCUCCACAGCCAACACCUCCACCUCCUCCCCCUCGCCCUCUUCGUCCUCGACGCUCUCAGGCCGGCCGGGCUUAGUCUCCAGCAGUGGAUUAGGAGUGGGAGUCGGAGGAGCAGGAGCAGGAGGAGGAGCAGGAGAGAGGGGGCUGGGGGUCAUGGGUGUCAGUGGUGGGAUUCAAAAGUCCCCGUCACUCCUCAGGAAUGGGAGUCUGCAAAGCAGCAGUGGCUCCACAAGCACUGGGCCAGGUGUUUUCUCUGGUGCUGAUGGUUCAACGACGGGGACAGGGGCGGUCACCGUGGGCGUGUCCAGCUCAGAGUUGUCCCAGCAACAGCAGCCCACGCCCUCUCUUCCCCCUCCCUCUCCAUUCACCGCCACCGCUCCGCUAACCAGCACAGCCUCCCCACACGUGAGCGGUAUGCCGGGGUCCGUCUUCAACCUCGCUCCCUCCCACAUGUUUGGCAACAGGCUGAACCCCAACUCGGCCAUGGCAGCGCUCAUCGCCCAGUCCGAGGCCUCACCAGCAGAUCAGGAGGUUGGAGACAGCAGCAGCGUUGGAGCGCAGGGCUUCUCCAUAAGAGCUUCUCCCAAGACCACCCCGCGCUCUCCCAUUGGUGGCCUGCAGAUCCGCUAUGACUCCUCGGGGUCGUUGCCGGGGCCGGGUCUGGGGUUGCUAGGGGCGGGGGGAGGCGGUGGGGAGACGCCGCUCCCAGUGGCCACCAGCAUAGAGCAGCUCCUGGAGCGGCAGUGGAACGAAGGGCAGAGCUUCCUGCUGCAGCAGGGAGGGCAAGGAGAUGUGGUGGGGAUGUUGAAGUCGCUCCACCAGCUUCAGGAGGAGAACCGGAGGUUGGAGGAGCAGAUCAAAACUCUGACUAUGAAGAAAGAGAGACUGCAGCUUCUCAGCGCUCAGCUAUCAGUGCCUUUCACUCCCACCACAGCCUGCUCUGAUGUGAAAGGAGCCCAGCUUGGAGGCACCGACUCAUCAUUACCUGUUGCAGCUCAGGACAGCACGUCUUGUGGUGGCCACAGCAGUAGUGGCUCCACCUCCUCCCUCUCCACGCCUCCCUCCGUCUCCCAGAGCCCGCCCCAGCCCCAGCUCAAUGGAGUCGCCGCUGUGGGGGCAAACCCGGCCGGGCUGGGCGGGGUAGCGGGGCUGAUGGGUGCACUUGGCCCAGGCAGCGCUCUGGGCAUUGGGGGAAUCGUUGGGGCGCUGAACGGGGUCAUUCAGACACCGGCGUGCACCGGCAGCCCUCACCAGCACACAAGUGGAGCAUCUACCGGCGUCACGUUGCCGGUCAAUAACAGCAGCUCAACAACUAGUAAGAACAGUGCUGCACAGCUCGGUCUGUUGUCGGAGCAUCACAGACUCCUCCUCCAGCAGCAUCAUCUCCAGCAGCUGCUGUCCUCGCAGCCUUCAGCGGAGCAGCAGCAGGUGCUGCUCUACCAACUGAUGCAGCAGCAGCAGGACCUCCAGCAGCUGCAGACCCUCUCCUCCUCGUCGCAGAUUCCCUCCAUCCCGCUCUCCUCCGCUCAGCUUCCCAUCAACAACCUGCUACCCGGCGCCCAGAACCAGAGCCAAGGCACCAUCACGGCCAACCCCUUCCUGGUGCUGCAGCACGCACACACUGACAUGCACGCUUCAGGGGUGCAGAAGCCGCGGCUCGCUGAAAAGGCCGUGGGCAUUGCAGGGCAGGAAAAGACAUGACGGCAGAUGUUCUGUCGUUUUUUUCCUUUUUAAUAAAUAUGCAGAGUUUUGGGGAGAUCGGCCUGUUGGUCAACUUUGUUGUUCGGUGACGAGGACACUGGCAGAAAAUUCUGCGUCUGGGUAGAUAAUUCUUUAGAACGGUCUGUGCUAACACGUUAACACACACUGUGGUGAUUGAUAACAGAAGACAAAAGUAAGAAUUGCAUUUUUUUUUGUCUUUUUCCUUCACCAACUCAUUCUUUUUGCAACUUUUGUCAGGUUUUUACACAUAAAUUUUGUGUAAUUUUGUUUUAUUUAUUUCCAUCCAGUCUUAGAUUUCUUAGUUUGUAGCUGUAGCGCUGCUUCAGGUUCUUAUUUUCACUGCUGAGAUGAUGAUUUUCAUUUGAUAUCACUGAUAGUUAGUUUGUGUUGUGUCACCGGAGCACAGGGUGAUUUGUGUUCUCUCCUCAACAGGUGAGGUGUCAGAUGUGCUUCCACGGAACAUUUCCUUGAAUUAUUUCUCUUAACAUUUUCUUCACUUUUCGUUUUUUCUUUCUCUCGUGUCUCCCGUGCGGUGUCACUACUAUUUCACUCUCAGGGGCCUCAGCUAACCAGAGUCGUGCACUCAGCACACAAGCUUGCACACACAGAACUACAAAUAUACAAAAAGAAAGAUAGCAGAAAUACAUUAAUAUUUAAAACAAAAAAAACUACAAGUCCCUACUACAAAGACUUAACAGUAGCAGAUGCAUGUUUGACAUCUGUCUCACAGCAAGUCCCUCGGGGAAUAUUUGGUGAAAGGCUCCUGGGGGAAAAAAGAAAAGAAAUCCGACAUGUUCUUGCCACUGCCUCUCUCUCCCCGUGUGUUUCCCUCCGUUUGUGUAGAUCCAUUAAUGUCAGUGAGCCAAGUCUCGUACGGUCACCACAGAAGCCUUGCUUUACACUGUCUCCUCUCUGGGCCAGAAACAGGGGGCUCACUCAGGGAAAUGAAAUGGAAGAAAAGAGAAAUAUAGCAAGUUGAAUGUUCAAGAGGGACGCAUCAAUCCACACAGCACACGCUUGCAAAGAAACGAUCGAGUUGGUUGUCAGCACAUGGAAACACGUCACAUUUCAUCCCCCUGAUUGAGCCCCCUGCUGCACCUACCUCUCAAGCAGGACCAGCCUAUCAGGACCUAAAAUAUGAGGCCGACGUCAGCGGCCGCCUCACGACCCCUCAGCAGUCAGGACUGGCCAAUCAGGGUCAAAGCCCAAGUGCCUGAGGCCAAGGCGGGAUUUAUUUCCCCCCUUUUUUUCUUUUUUACCUGUGUCCCUGUCACUCAGCCCAAAUCUUCAAAAACCUUUCUACCAAUUAAGCUGCGUUGCUUCGCAACAGAUGACAGAAACACUCAGUGGCGUCUUUUUAAUGAAACCAGGAACGAUGAUGAUUCUGCUGCAUUCUCUUCUAUCAAAGCCAACUUGUAUUGUGCUUUUUAUUUAUUUGGAGUUUGUUUGUGUAAUGGGCGUAAGAUGAAAUAUUUUAAAAGCCCGCUGGUGUUGCAAUUUAACAUCAUUUUGUACUACUGUGUAAAGUUUUUGUCUUCUGUUUGUUAUUUUCUUCGUACAGUCAGAUGUUGCUGUAAACCCUUUUUGAUGACUUUUCUGUGUCAUGUGUUUGAAAGCUAGAAGUUACUUGAUAGCUGGCUGAUAGGGACGAGGGGGUGUGCUUGUACAUAGCGGUUUGUUUGGGUGGGAUCGGGUGGGUGGAAACGUGUCAGGGGACAGUGGCACAGUUUUUACCUCGUUAAGUGUAAAUAGAACCUUUCUCAUUGGCCGUUGAUGUGUACAUAUGUGAUUGUGAUUGGCCGCGCUGGUGUGAAGGAAAGCCAAUGAAGCCUCAGUUUGUGUGUGUAGAUCUUUAGGACCAGACAAAAAAAAAUAAGGUUGACAGUGACUGGACACACAAAGUAUUAAUUUAUUUUUAUAUGUGCAGGGACAUUGUGUUAUUAUUUUUUUUUUUUUUGCACCAUUUUAUUGAUGAUAAAUUCAUUUUAUACGCUG